Molecule: messenger RNA, 9506 nt
Organism: Hypanus sabinus (Atlantic stingray)
Lineage: Eukaryota; Metazoa; Chordata; Chondrichthyes; Myliobatiformes; Dasyatidae
Gene: nsun6
Product: NOP2/Sun RNA methyltransferase 6
Exons: 11
Coding region: 7479-8906 (475 amino acids)
Biological process (GO): RNA methylation
Molecular function (GO): RNA binding; methyltransferase activity
Source: RefSeq, a predicted model, not a curated record
AAGUUGUUUGUGGGGCGGCGGGUCAAGUUUAAAGAGCUUUCGAUUCGGCGUGGGUUCCUGGUUAGUGCCCUCCGAUGGCCUUGAGGGGUAGAGAAGGAGGAGGCACACUGGCCAUGCAAUCGCGGAAAUGUGUAGCAUUGUGUUCCUUGCUGAUCUUGAAAUUUAAACAGAUGUUGCACUAAUCCCAAAUGAAAGUCGGAUAGAUUUCAGUAGCUGGCAAAAUAGGAGAAGAGAGCACAUGUGAAUCCGAAUCAGGUUUAAUACUGGCAUAUGUCGUGAAAUCUGCGUUUUGCGGCAGAGGUCCAUUGCAAUACAUAAUGAUAAAAACAAUAAAUUACAGUAAGAGCUGCAUAUAUGAAAUAAGAAAAUUAAAUAUGUAGUGGGAAAAGGGGGGAGGGGUUAAUUGGAAAUUGAUGGCAGAGGGGAAAAAGCUGUUCCUGAAAUGUUGAAUGUGUGUUUUCAGUCAGUGUCCUGUACCAUCUCCUUGAUAGUAGCGAUGAUAAGAGGGUAUGUGCAGGGUGAUGGGGGUUCUUAAUAACGGAUGCUGCCUUUUUGUGGUAUUGUCUUUUGAAGGUGUAUGCCUCUACACCAGACGGUGAUGCAAUCAGUUAGAAGGCUCUGUAGAAAUUCGGGACGUUUUGGCCUGAAAUGUUGUCAUUACCUCCUCCCAUAGAUGCUGUCUGGCCUGCUGAGUUCUGCCAGCAUUUUGUGUUUUUAUUUAUCUCUAGCAUCUGCAGAUUCACUCAUGUUGCCUUAGAACUCCUGUUGUACCUUCUUUGUAAUUACAUUAAUAUUUUGGGUCCCAGAUAGACCACCAGAGAUCUUGACACCCAGGAACUUGAAGCUGCUCACCCUUUCCACUUGUGAUCCCUCGAUGAGGACUAGUGUAUGUCCCCUCAACUUCCCCUCCUUGAAUCCACAAUCAACUCCUUUGUGUUACAGACACUGAGUGCAAGGUUGUUGCUGCGACAGCAGUCAUCCAGCUGAUCUACCUCUCUCCUGUAUGCCUCCUCAUCAUCAUCAUCAUCUGAAAUUCUGCCAAUCAUAAUUGUAUUGGUAAUUAUAUAGAUGGCAUUUGAGCUGUGCUAGUCACACUUGUGGGUAUAGAGAGUAGAGCUAAGCACACAUCUUUGAGGUGCAUCGUGCAUAAAGAUUAAUUUUUUGGGUGGUAAAGGCUUUUGGCAUGAUUACCUUCAUUGUUUGGGACAUCUAGAAGUUUAAAAUUUGGGAACUUUCGAUGUAGCCAUAUAAAACUAUGGUUGGAUCACACUUAAGUUCUGGUAACUGUGUGAUGGGAAUGAUACGGAGAGGGUGCAGAAACAGUUGAUCAGCAUGAUGCCUAGAUUAGAGGUAUCAGCCUCUAAUGAGAUGUUGGAUAAACUUGCAUUCAUUUUUCUGGAAUGCUGAAUAAUGAAGGGUGACUUGAUAGAAAUAUUUAUAUAUUCAAAAAGGUUAAAAUAGCAUAAAUAGUUUAUUUCCUCCAGAGUGGUAAUGCUAAAUGCAAGAAGGCAGAGAUUUAAGGAGAGAAGGGGAUAGUAUAGUAUAUUGAUAUACAGACAUAGGUGUUUAGCUCAGGAGCAUGCUGCCAGGGAAAAUGUUGGAAGCACGUAUGAUAAGAAUGUUUUGAUAAGCAUGUGAUUGGGAGGGAUAUAAGACCAUAGGAGCAGACUUAGGGCAUCUGGUCCAUUUGUCCCAUGUGUCAGUGGAUGGAAUUAGCUUGGAUUGGCAUCAAGGUUUGGUACAAACUUUGUGGACUGACAGGUAGACUGGGAGCUUGUACUCUCUCGGCAUCUGCUGCGGGCUUGUGUCCUUUUGUUGAAAGCACUUGGCAGUUGGUGCCAUCCCAAAGGCUUCUCCUGUUUUCUGUGUUCUCUGGGUGCUCUGGUUUCCUCUCAUAUUCCAAAGGCACCAAGACAAUAGGUUUGGGCUUACUGUGUUGUGGGCUGUGGUGGAGUUGGACACAUUUCACUGUUGUGUUUUGAUGUAUACGUGACAAAUAAGGCUAAUCUUUAAUCUUUAAAUGGUUAUAGACUUCAUAUUAACACCUUGGUGGGAACUUUGGAAACUUUCAAGGAGGUUUAGAGCAUAUCCUUGAAUCAUUUUCUCCAACAUCUGGAAAUCUCUUGCCACGGUGAACUUGUGUUCCUGUUUAAGCUCUGGUUUCAGGAAUAUCUGAUUUUUUUUUCUCUCUGCACUUACACAGAAUUAGGGGUUAUGGGGAAAAGGCAGGAAGGUAGAGGUGAGUCCAUGGCUAGAUCAGCCAUGAUCUUAUUGAAUGGUGGAGCAGGCUCAACGGGCCAGAUGGUCUACUCCUGCUCCUAUUUCUCAUGUCUUAUGCUCUGCUAAUUAUUCUACCAAAAAACAUAACCUUUGUCCCUCCUACCUGCCCUGCCUGCAUGGCUGACUACUCUCUCUGUUAUGGAAAGUAAGUAUUUAUUCUAUCCAGGUCAGAUAUGUUAUGUGCAAAUCAAAAUUAAAACUCUCCUCAGGCCCAUUUGUUUCAACCAGAACCGAGUCAAGAUAGAAAGUCUCUUCUCGGUACCAAAUUUCCAACCCUGGUGAUGUCUCCAGUAAUCUCUUCAAACCUUCCAAUGUUCCUACAUCCUUCUUUAUUUUUUGAUGCUUUCAAUAUCACCUUCCUGCUCUUUAUUCAAUGCAUCAUCAAAGAAAAUUGUCUUGAAUGUCAUUAUGGUCACAAUUAAAUAUCCAUUCUUUCAUCUUCAGGGAUUUAUGGAUCUGUACUCCAAGGUCUCUCCGCACUUGUUAAUAUUAUGCCAUUUAUUGUUGUUCCUUUUGUUUGUCACACCAUUCCCUAGUGCAUGGAUCUCCAUUUGUGAAUUCCACAUGUACCUACUACCUGGCCUAUUAAUAUGUUGUUUGUCUUUAUUUUGUCUAUUAUCUCUUUUUAUGCGUGAGAGGAAAAAAUGUUGUGAAGCAGAUUGUAGUCAAUAAAUUUAUUUUGAAAUAUUGUCCUUAUCGUAAUUGAAAUAAAGAAUCCAGUCUAAGUACUGAACAUCUCAAAAAUUGUAACAUAGUAAUCAUGCGACAGUUUAUCUCUUCUGAUGUUUAUAACAAGAGACAUCGGCAAGGGCACCAGCAAUAACUCACUAGCUCACCUUUUCUGGGUGAAAAUAUGGACUUGAUUUAAAGACUCGGUUGUGAAGAAGGUGAAUGCAAUGUUGGCAUUCAUUUCUAGAGGUAUAGAAUAUAAGGGCUAGGAUGUAAUGUUGAAGUAAUAUAAGGCAUUGGUGAGACCAAACUUGGAGUAUUAUGUGCAGUUUUGAGCUGCUUAUUUUAGAAAGGAGAUACUGACAUUGUAGAGGGUUCAGAGAAGAUUCACGAGAAUGAUUCCAGGAAUGAGAGGGUUACCGUAUGAGGAAUGUCUGGCAGCCCUUGGGCUGUAUUACCUGGAGUUCAGGAGAUUGAGGAGGGAAAUAUUCUGAAUGUUAAAAGGCCUGAACAGAUUAGAUAUGGCAAAAUUAUUUCCCAUGGUAGGGGAUUCUAGGACAAGAGAGCACAACUUCAGGAUUGAAGGAUGUCCAUUUAGAACUGAGAUGUGGAGAAAUUACUUUAGUCAGAGGGUGGUAAAAUCUGUGGAAUCUGUUGCCACAAGCAUCUGCGGAGGCCAUGUCAUUGGGUGUAUUUAAGGCAGAAAUAGGUUCUUGAUUAGCCAGGGCAUCAAAGGGUAUGGGGUGGAAGCAGGGGAGUGGGGAUGACUGGAUGAAGUGGAUCAGCCCAUGAUUGAAUGGUGGGAUAGACUCAAUGGGCCGAAUAGCCUACUUCUGCUCCUAUAUCUUAUGGUCUUAUGGACUCCUCAGAAAGGUAACACUGUCAGCAGUAUCUGAAUUAUGUGUAAAGGGGGUUUCUUCUUAUUUCUUUGUUACUGUGUAUGUAAUCAAAAGGGCUUCUUUGUUUUGUUAACUAGCAGGAAUGCUAAUUUACUGAUAACGAGAAUAGUAUUCCUUUGUAAACCAAAUGGGGAUUAAUGUUCUUUCUUCUGAGUCUGUAAGCUUUUGUUGACGGGCUUUUGGGGAGAUCGGUGCGAGGGGGUUUAGAGAGAGGUCGCAAUGCUGUAAGCUGGGCGAGGAACGGACCCCAAGCGGGGGUCCGAGGCCAGGUGGUACUCCGAGGAGGGGGGAUGAAGCUAGAUAUGCUUGGUUGACCACUUGGAGGGUCCUGAGCUGCGAGUCGAGGAGUUCGGAGGGGAUCGAAUGGUGGCCAGAAGACUUCAGUAAUUGAGCUCCAACGGUUGUGCAUGAAGUGGUUUGGACUUUGAUAAGUUUGGCGCCUUUUCUUUAUUUUUUCUCUUCAUGUAUACUGUAUUGUUAUUAAUCACUUAGUUAUAGUAAUCUUUAUAAAUUGUACUCAUUUAAUCGCUUAUGGUGUGCUGUCUGUUUUUGGGUGAGGCGGGGACAUCACGCAGCAUCCACACCAGCUGAUUACCCAGUUUGGCGGGGCCGAAGGCUGCUCCCCCUAGACGAGAACGAGCUGAGCGAGCCUGAGGUGACCCAGGGGGUUACAUAUGUUUUUAAACAUGUUUGGAUUCCAUCCAGGAAGAAGAUUCUUAGAGAAGGCCAGUAAUCUGUGUUUAUUUAAAUUUAAAGAUAGUAAAACAAUAUAGUUGCACAGCAAUGGAUGGCAGGUCAAAAGUCAGACAAAAUAUGAAAUACAGCAAACAGUGAUUAAAGGGAAGAAAAGAUUAAAGCUUGAGAUAAAGGUAGCAAGGAAUUUAAAAACAGAUGGUAAGAUAUUUUAAGAGUUAAUCAGUAUUGAUCCAAUAGAGUAUCAGUGGAAUUAAUAAUGGAAAACUGAGGAUGACAAAUGCAUUCUUUGCAUCGUCAAGUAUUUUGCUGUAGUCUUCUCAAUGAAAGAUGAGUAACAUCUUGUGUAACUCUCACUCAGUAAAGAACUGAUUGUUGACUUCAGGAAGGAGAAGAAGGGUGAACAUGCACCAGGCUACAAUGGGGAAUUGGAUCAGUGAUGGAUAUAGUCAGCAGUUUUAAAUUCCUGGGCAUUAACAUGUCGGAUGAUCUGUCAGGGCCCAACACAUAGAUGAACUCAUAAGGAAGGCAUGCCAGCAUCUUUACUUCCUUUGGAGUUGAGGAGGUUUGGCUUGUCAUUAAACACUAACAAACCUCUACAGAUAAUAAUGUUGAAAAUAUCCAGUCUGGUUGAAUUAUGGUCUGGUAUGGCAGUUCGAAUGCAGAGGUGUGUAAGAAAUUGUAGAAAGUAGUGGACACUGUCUAUUACUUCACUGCCACAUUACUCCUCACCAUUGGUGCUGUCUACACUUCAAAGUUCGAAGUAAAUUUAUUACUGAAGUCUGUAUAUGUUGCCAUAUACUACCCUGACAUUCAUCGUCUAGCAGGCAUUCACUGUAGAACACAGAAAUCCAAUAGCAUCAAUAAAAAAAAUCUACACACAAACUUCAACAAACUUAUAUAGAUGUGUAAUGGUGAGUAUAUUGACUGGCUGCAUCACAACCUGGUAUGGAAACGCCAAUGCCCUUGAAUGGAAUAUCCUAUUGUUAUGCCUACAGCCCCCUCCUUUUUGAGAAUCGCAGGAUCGCUAUUGAUUUGGGUCACGAGACCCAGGAAAUGAGAGAGAGAGACGUUUGGAAUGUCUUGACCCCCCCCCCAGCGAUAUAAAGCUACGGGAAACGGCCAUUGUCUCUUGGAGAUGGGAUUGUGUAUUACAAUACUGUGCUUCGUUGAAGCCCUCAGGCAAAGUGGGCUGGUUGGUGGAGGGAUUGCAUCAUCCCAACCAGAUUGACAUCUGAGACCCUGUGAGUCAGGAUAAAAAAGGGUCUGUGGGAACAGCCCCUCAGACGCACCAGAAGAAACGCUAGCGAUCCCGUAAUAGCGGAAGCUGGUGGGGGGAGGCCACGUGCGUUUGGUUCCAUUUGCCCCGGAACCGGUGUCCUUUACCACUGAAGAACGACUUUUAGCUAACAACGGGGAAACCAAGUCUCAAUGACUCUCGAAGGAUUGACAUCAUAAAAGGAAUGGGCAAGUUUUAACCUGUCUUUCUCUCAAACCAAAACGCUGCAGCUUGAACGAACUAAGUGACGUUUAUAUUUCCAUUGGACAAUACAUUAUCCCCUAGACAACGAUAGAGCUAUUUCUUAUUGAUUAUUAUUAUAUCUGCACUUUAGAUUUAGUAUUGAUGAUGUAUAUUAUCUGUGUGUUUGCAUUGAUAUUAUUUUGUGUAUUUUUAAUCAAUAAAUACUGUUAAAAUAGUACCAUCAGACUUCAACGGACCUCUCUAUCUUUGCUGGUAAGUGACCCAGUUAUGGGGUUCAUAACACUAUAAAAAAAUAGAUACGGUCCAGUCCAUAUCAUCUAAAGCCUUCCCUACCACUGAAGACAAAUACACAAAAUGUUGUUGCAGGAAAACAGCAUUCAUCAUCAGGAUCUUCCACCACUCAGCACAUUCUGACUUCUCCCUGCGACUAUCAGUUCAAGAACAGUUAUGAUCCCUCAACCAUCAGGCUCUUGAACCAGAAAAGAUAACUUCACUCACUCCAUCACUGAAAUGCUCCCACGAUCUAUGGACUCAUUUUCAAGGAAACUUCAUCUUCUGUUCUUGAUAUUUAACGUUUGUUUAUUUAUUAUUAUUAUUUCUUUCUUUUUGUAUUUACACAAUUUACUGUCUUUUGCACACUGGUUGGUGUGCACAGUGUUCUUUCGCUGAUUCUAUUGUUAAUAGUCUAUUAUUUAUUUAUUGAGUAUGCCCACAAGAAAAUGAAUCUCGGUAUUGAAUAUGGGAUCAUACAUAUACUUUGAUAAUAAAUUUACAUUGAACUUUUAACUUUAUAUUGACAAACAACCAAUGUGCAAACAAACCCUAAACUAGAAAUAACCUGCUUCGUGCCUGAACUUGGUGCCUAGUAUCUGACUGGUUUAAUUAUUUAACUUUUUGCAAUCUGAUGCUAUCCUCUUCAUCUGUUAAACGUUGCUAUAUUUUGUUGCCUUGGGUUUGAGUUCCAGUGUGCGGUUUUUAAUGUCACUUGCCCAAAUCAACAUGAGCACAGUCUCUUUCAUGCUUUUCUUCCACAACACCUCACCCCAACUAUUUUUGCUUUCCAUCAUCAAACUUAGCUGCGGCACACCACAACAUAUUUAGUAAUCAGCUCAUUGUUAGCAGUCAGAUUUUCCUUUUCUGAGCAAUUAUUCUUGCUCUAUGCAUUCAGUGGCAUGAGUUUCAUCCUUUUAUAUGGGAAAAAGUAUAUAUAAUGUUUACUUCAGAGCAAUGCUGAAUUUCUUCCUACAAUCUUGGUUUCACUGAAAUGUACUUUUUUCAUCAUCCCACUCCUUUUAACCUACGACUGUGAUUUAGGGCAGCAUAGAUGGCACAAACUUAGGCAUUAUCACUCGUGCAGUAACAUAAACCUUGAGUUUGUUACAGAUUUUGUGUUGCUCUGACAUUUGUGUUAUUUUCAGUGAAUUUCAGGUUGUGAGAUCAAUGAACAGGCAGAAAUGUUGUCCGUGUUCCCCAAAAUUUCUCUCAAACCUGAGGUGGAGAAAUACCUUAGAAGUGUUUUCAGGAAUAAAGAGCUUCUGUCUAGUUUGGGUGCUGAGGAGUGGAAUGUCAAAUUUGAAACUCUUUUAAGCUGUUUGUCCCAUCCUCCAGCUUUCACAAGCGUCAGAGUCAAUACUUGCUUGGUUUCGAUUGAUCGUGCUAAAAAGUUGCUUGCUGAAGAGAUUCAGAAGGAAUUUAAAGGAUAUCCUAUGGAUGAUAUUCCAAUAUUACAGCAUCCAAACCUUCCAGAUGUUAUUUUAAUUCCUAAUAUUGGUCCCAGGGAGAAUCUGCAAAGACAUUCCUUUGAAGUGAUUGUGGGAGCUCAAUGUGGGAAUGCAGUACUCCGAGGAGCACAUGUUUUUAUUCCUGGCAUUCUUUCAGCUCCAACAUUAAUGAAAGCUGGUGAUACUGUUUCGGUGUAUUCUGAUAUUCAUGGAAAAUGCAAAAGGGGUGCAAAGGAAUAUAAAGGAGCAAAAGUAUUUGUAGGGAAUGGAAUUGCUGAACUGAGCCGCAAUGAAAUAUUUUGUUCAAGUUGUACUUUAAGGGGUGUGGGAGUCAGAAUGACUGAACCUGUCUAUGUUACCCCAUCAUUUGACAACCUAAUGAACAACUUUCUGUUUUUACAGAACUUGCCGUCAGUGGUAGUGAGCCACGUGUUGGGUCCUAAGCCUGGAGAGCGAAUCUUAGAUUUGUGUGCAGGUCCUGGUGGAAAAACUACUCAUAUUGCAGCAUUAAUGAAAGAUAAGGGUGAAGUGAUAGCAAUUGAUAAGAUUGCAAGUAAAGUAAGGAAAAUAAAGCAGAACGCGGAGAACUUACAGUUGAAGAGUAUACAAGUGUUUUGUUAUGAUGGAACUAAAGUCCUUGCAAAAGAAGGGAUUUGGAAUGAGCAAGAGGGACCUCCAUUCCCCCCAGAAACUUUUGAUCGGGUACUUCUGGAUGCCCCCUGCAGUGGGUUAGGUCAGAGGCCUAAUAUGGCCUGUGACUGGAGCUUAAAGGAAAUUGCUUCUUACCAGCCUCUGCAGCGAAAGCUAUUUAGAGAGGCAGUCGAGAUACUAAAGCCUGGAGGCAUCUUGGUCUAUAGCACCUGUACAAUAACAUUGGCAGAAAAUGAAGAACAAGUCGCCUGGGCACUAAGUACUUUUCCUUGCUUACGGCUCCAUCAACAGGAACCUCACCUGGGUGAAGGAGGUAUGAUGAGUAUUGGACUUUCAGAAGAUCAGUUGAAAUUGCUGCAGAGAUUUAAUCCAUCUAGUGUAUCUGUAAAGGACACCUUUGAUUAUUCUUCACGUAUGGAUUUCGGUCAGAUGACUGAUUUAAUUAACUUGGCAAAUAAGGACACAAUAGGCUUUUUUAUUGCAAAAUUUAUUAAGUCACAGGAUGCCUAACAGUUACCAGGACUGUGAUAAAAAUCUACAAUUACUAGAAAUGAGUAUUAAAUGAAGUAUUUUUUAAUGGCCAUAUUAUUUUUAUUGUAAAGAAUUAAAACUGAUUUCCUAAUAUUUCUGGUGCAUAGUCAUGUCAUUUGUAAUAAUUCCCUAUAUAUUUUUAUAAACAGAUUAACAAAAGUUCAACUGACAGCAUCAUCAGUACAUUAUUCCUCUGACAGCAAACCAAAGGCAUAGUUGCCAUGGUAGCAAUGGAUUAUGCCAGCUGUUGGUUGAGAUCAUAUACCAUGUGCUGACAAAGAUCAUUAGAGGCUUUUGCAUUUCAUUUAGAAUCCGGAUUACAACAUUUAUUUAAAACCUCUUUCUCUGUUUUUACUUGAAAACAGAAAUGAAAUGUUGAAUAAAUGUGAGAUACAUAUGUCCUUUUUUCAUUUACAGUUUAUAUAUAAGGAUAACUUAAUAUUUUAGUAAUUAAUUUAAAAUGGAUAAGUAUAUUUCAGUCUUUUAUUUUAUGGUUGUAAUACAUUUUGGAUUUAAGCCUUUUAUGUGAAGUAUUUCUUUGAAAGGACAUUAUUGAAAUGAGCUGUAAAAGCAUAUCAC